AUGACUAGAAGGCAGUCGUGGGUGUACAUCCCGGCAAUUACCUGCACGGGAGAUUGCGGAGGUACAAAGAAGACAGGAGCACGAGUACACACACAUAAUGCUUACGUUCCAGCCGUGUCGAAUGGAGAACUGAUAAUUUAUAGGAUAUUGCACAUAAUACAGAAGCAACGCCCACCGUAUUGGCUGAAAAGUUUAGAUGUCUGGCGCGUUCGACCGGUAGAACUAGAAAGCUGUAGCAUGUCAGAGGAACAUUACGUUUGCAUAUCGAGUCAACAGAACCAGAUCAUUGACUGCCCGUUAGUGCGAGAAAAGAUCAAGAGUAUCAAGUACGUACAGAGGACAAAACGCACGUUUCGGCGAUUUUUACUCAGUGGGAAAAUUUAUGUAUGCCGCAAAAGCCGGAAGAAACCCCAUACCAAGCCGGAAGAAACCCCAUACCAAGACAUAGUUCAGUUAUUGUCUAACUACUAUGGUAAAACUGCUGUUGUAUGGGUCGAGAGGCAGAAGUUUUAUAGUGCAUCCAAAUCAGGAAAUGAGACGGCACUAGAAUGGAGUGUACGACUUAAAGGUUUAGCUCGCUAUUGCAAUUUUGGUCAGCAGCUUGAGUCCAAGCUAACGGACAUUUUUGUUACGCAGUUCAAUCCUGGGAAGGUGAGAACUGAAUUAUUCACCCUAAACGAGAACACCACCUUAAAUAACGCUGUUGAAAAGGCCAAAAUUAUCGAAGCAACGCUAGUAAUAAGAGACCCAGUUGCUGAAGUUAUAAGCGAGGUCUUAGAAUCGGAUGUUUUUCGAAUUACACAAAAUAAUUCAAAUGUUGGUGCCACUGCCGAUCAACAUCAAGAUCCUCAACGGUAUCAUAGGGGGACAGCAGUACCUGCAGCGCAGCGGAGCCAAGGAGGCACGCGCAGGAGUGGGGGCAACAGCUCAAACAUGGCGCUGCCGCAGCUACAGCCGUUCACAUCGCCUGGUCGCUCUAAGGGCUGUUUCCGCUGCGGGAGGAACCACAACAGUAAUAUGAAUAUCAUGAAGGAAUUAGGGCCGGUUGCAUAA
Acanthoscelides obtectus is the source of this 1053-nucleotide messenger RNA. The record is from the annotation of a GenBank genome assembly. Lineage: Eukaryota; Metazoa; Arthropoda; Insecta; Coleoptera; Chrysomelidae.